This is a messenger RNA of Acanthaster planci (crown-of-thorns starfish), 3831 nucleotides long. RefSeq names its product cAMP and cAMP-inhibited cGMP 3',5'-cyclic phosphodiesterase 10A-like. Gene Ontology annotation, molecular function: protein binding; 3',5'-cyclic-nucleotide phosphodiesterase activity. The record is from RefSeq and is a predicted model, not a curated record. Gene Ontology annotation, biological process: signal transduction. Lineage: Eukaryota; Metazoa; Echinodermata; Asteroidea; Valvatida; Acanthasteridae.
AUUCGUCCCAUCAUGCAGUGCAAAAUACAAUAAGUUGAAUUAUCUCGUGUAGAUCAUAUCAGAAAUAUAAGUAAUAUUGGGGCGAAAAUUUAAGUAAGAUCGCUUGUUACUAAGUAUUUAGCUAUCUUAAGUAUACUUCUGAUGUUUAAUGAAACCAAAACCAGAAAUUCACAGAGAGAAGGUUGAAAGUGCCACUCACCAACUACACGUUGAGAUGUAGUUUCAUUUCUAAGUACGACCGUCACUAGCAUCAGUGCGAGAUGUCGAGUCCGUGGAAACAGGUUUCUGGUCGACGAAUGCCUCCAUUGCCUGGGAAUUCUUCCCCAUCCAUAUUUGGACGUAGAGGAGCAUCGGGAGAAUGCGUUGGGAUCGGUCUUAAUCCUACUAGCGUUAAGAUGUAUCUUAAUGCUAACCCUUGGCUUGUGGCUGAGUUCCUGAAGGAAAAUACCAACAAGGAUGAAGUCCAGAAAAUCAUCAACUCCAGCUCUAUUCAGCUCCAAAGGGAUUCCUUGUACACUUAUAGCGGGAGAUGUUCCAGGCUUCAAAGUACAUCAACAGAGUCAUUGGCUAGCACAAUCACCACAGACAGGCAGAAGAUGCUGACCUCGAUGGUGAAAGUGAUUGAAGAAGCAAAAGAACUACCUAAAAUGUUGUAUCAUCUGAGCGCCGUUAUUGCAAAAGCCAUUGAAGCUGAUGACUUCUUUCUCUACACUGUGAGCACAAAUGGCAAGGAUAUGCACCUAUGCAGAGAGAACAAUGGAAAGAUUCAGGAGAUAAUGUUUGGUCCCGUUAUUCCAGGAACCACCAUCUCAGCUUAUGUUGCCUCUACAAAGGAGGCAGUCCUUGUGGAGGACAUCCUUGGGGAUGAGAGGUUCCCUCGAGGAGCAGGCAUUGAGAACAGUAAUGCCCAAGCCAUUCUGUGCCUUCCUGUGCUUCUUCCUAAUGGUGAUCUCCCAGGGGUUCUUCAACUGUCCCGAAAUUAUGGAAAUACUGCAUUCACAGAAGAAAGCUUGGAGAUUGCAUCAACUUACAUGCUGUGGGCUGGAAUAGCACUUCAUAAAGUUCAGAUGUGUAAAGGUCUGAUGAAGCAAAGGGCAUUCAAUGACUUCCUCCUGGAGGUCUCAAGGGUAAUCUUUGAUGACAUAGUUGCCAUUGACACACUGACUGAACACAUUAUUAUGUUUGCUAAGAGUCUGGUCAGUGCUGACCGAUGUGCUUUGUUUCUCUUGGACCCCAAAACGGAGGAGUUGUACGCUGAUCUUUUUGAUGAGGGAAAAGUCAUUAAUGGCCAACCAGUCUUCAGCAAGAAGCAGCAGAUUAGGUUCUCCAUAGAGAAAGGCAUUGCAGGCCAUGUUGCCAGGACUGGGGAAGUAGUUAACAUCCCUGAUGCUUACAAUGAUGACCGAUUCAACAGGGAAGUUGACAUUCGCACAGGCUACACAACACACAGCAUCCUGUGUAUGCCCAUCAUCAGCCAUGGAUUAGUCAUCGGCGUGGUUCAGCUCAUCAACAAGAAAGAUCCCAUGCAGACAGCCUUUGAUAAAACCGACGAGUCCAACUUCAGAAUGUUUGCAGUUUACUGUGCACUAGCUCUGCAUUACUCAAAGGUAUACAGCAGCAUCUUACAUUGUGAACGAGUCCUUGGAGUCACACAAGAGCAGCUGGCUUUCCAUACUUGUGCUACGGCUGGAGACGCUGACAAAUUACUGUCAAGGUGGACCAAACGAACUAUCAUUCCAGAUGACUUGAACAGCUUUGAAUUUGAUUGCCGUCCUUACACCAAUAUUCUCUGUGACCUUUUGCUGCAUAUGACCCAGAAACUUUGCGGAGAAGAUUGUUUUGACCUUGUCACCCUGGCCAAAUUCUUCCUGACAGUCAAGAGAAAUUAUCGGCCGAAUCCCUUUCACAACUUGCCCCAUGCCUUCAACGUUGCCCACUGCAUGUACUCCCUGUUGAUGCAUUCUCCUGGCAUCUUUGCCGAUUUUGAGUGCCAGGCAAUGUUCAUCGCCUGUAUCUGUCAUGAUUUAGACCAUCGCGGCACCACUAAUGCCUUCAUCCAGAGAUCAGACUCUCCCUUGGCAGAUCUCUACACGUCCUCCAUCCUGGAGAACCACCACUAUCAGACAACGUUGAACAUCCUUCAGCAUCCAGGCCUCAAUAUCUUCGCUCGUCUUCCAGUCAACACCUACAAACAGGUGAUUGGGUUGAUUCAACAUUGCAUUCUUUCCACCGAUCUCAUGCUGUACUUUGGUAAUCGCCAAGAGGUGGCAAAACUCCUCAUGUCCAACAGCCUUGAUAUCACCAACACAGCACACAGACCCAAAGUACAGGCCUUAAUGAUGACGGCGUGUGACCUGUGUGCUACAGCCAAACUUUGGCCAAACCAACGAGAAAGUGUUGACUGUCUUUAUCAAGAAUUCUACGCCCAGGGUGAUGAGGAGAAGAGACAAGGAGAGCAGCCCAUGGAAAUGAUGGACAGAGAUAAACAGCAUACUUUACCUAAGCAGCAGAUUGGGUUCUUGACAAAUGUCGCACUACCAUGCUUCUCAACAUUGUCCAACAUCAUUCCAUCAGCAAAGUUCCUUCUUGAAGGAUGCAAAGAUAACUUAGUUCAGUGGCAGCAGGAGACUGAGGGUAAAAGCACAGCCAUGUGGGAUGUGGGCGUGUCUAGAGUCUCCUCCUCUAAGAAGUAACAAGAGCCUAAAACCAUCAUGGACAGCGCCUUUUAUUCUGAAUUCCAUCCCGACAUCUACCAAAAAGUGACAAGAGCCUGAAACCAUCAUGGACAGCGCCUUUUAUUCUGAAUUCCAUCCCGACAUCUACCAAAAAGUAACAAGAGCCUGAAACCAUCAUGGGCAGCGCCUUUUAUUCUGAAUUUCAAGCUAAUAGCUACAAAAGUUACUUCAAACAGUACAAGAAAGUACAAGACGGGAGAAAUCACUCCACAUAAUUCUAAGCUCACCUCAUCACAGCUAGAUUUCAGGAAAGGAAACCACCUGGCUCUCCCCAUCAGUUCUGGAAGUACUCUAGUUAGCACAUCUCUACAUUCCACAGUUAAAGAAAAACCUGCGGUGAAAUUUCUUCAUGUAGAACAAACAUUCACCCAAAUCAAAAAGGACCCUUCAAUUGAACAGCAUCAAGAGAAAAUACAACAGCCAAAAAUCGACACCCGCUAAAAUCAACUUAUUUCGUCGAAGAUAUUAAAUGCAUUACAUCUUCUAUUCAAUCACUAGUCACUACAUUAGUCAAAAUGUCUCGUACUUUGUUUUUUUCUCAGAGUUUAAAAAGUUUAAAUUUAAAUGGUUACUUUUUUCAAAACAAUGUACAAAUGAAAUAUUAAACUUUAAAAUAUCCUUUUCAAGAAGAGUACUGUACUGUGUCUUCAUUUUACAACUUAAUUCGAUUUGGUUCAUGAUUGCUUUUAAAUAAAUUUUGACUUUAAACUUUAAUCUUUUCAAAAUCAACAAUAAACAUAGUUAGUGGCAAGAUACCAAACAAAUAUUUCAGGGAUAUCUGUAGCACGUGUUCCCUAGAAUAGCAAUUGGACCAUUGAAAAUUACUGAUUUUUUUUAAACUUUGUAUUCUCGUCUACAAUACGGGCGUUUCACAAUCGUGCGCUUCCAAGCAUUUGCAACGCGUUGGCCAGUCACAAUGCAGGAAAUCUGUCGACCUAAUUCGCCUUUGUGAAUCGCCUGUAUUGGUUUCAGUUUUAUUAAUUGUAACUAUUACCAUCCACUAACAAGGCUAUCUACAAUACCUUGACAUUUCACUUAAAUAAGUACAUUUUCAUGCAUAUUUUGCAAAUGACAUUAAAUUUAAUUGUUAAAUUGA